This is a messenger RNA of Mycetomoellerius zeteki, 5445 nucleotides long. RefSeq names its product ataxin-2-like protein. Lineage: Eukaryota; Metazoa; Arthropoda; Insecta; Hymenoptera; Formicidae. Gene Ontology annotation, cellular component: cytoplasmic stress granule. Gene Ontology annotation, biological process: cytoplasmic stress granule assembly. The coding region runs from base 472 to 3138 and encodes 888 amino acids. The transcript has 10 exons. Gene Ontology annotation, molecular function: mRNA binding. The record is from RefSeq and is a predicted model, not a curated record.
ACGAACCGGACGGACAGACGUUCACCAGGUGGCGACUGCGUCCAAGAGUCACCGUGAUCAGGUUGAUCAGGCGACUCGUAGGUACGUUGAAAGGUUGCGAGUCUGUCGUGUAUCGUUCUGCCACAUGUUGAUUAGUUGAAAAUAAGGAGAGAUAGAAAAGCGCAUCUUCACGGAUUCUUCGCCGCCACACUUGGCUUGGCACACGACGUUCGCAGACCGUCAUAGUUCGCACUUUACACUCUUCACGGUCGUCGUCGCCCCUGCAACAAGUCAAGCCGACGAACAUAAUAACGUCGCGUAAAGACAUUCGUACAUCCCGUACCCGUCCACGGACAAGAAAACGGAUAUUUUCGACGUCAAGCAGUCAUCGGGAAAGUAGUCAAAAUUCCGGUCCCUACUAGGAAACGAGAGGGCCUCCAACAAACCGGCGGCAGAAAUCCAUCAGCGAUUGGCCAAGAACCAUCAAGCAAAAUGAACAGCAAGAGGAAGAAUAACCGUACGAAUAAUAACAGGUACUGCCAAUCACUUGGCUUUCCUCGUCAAGAUCAUAAUAGCAGAUCUCCGCGAGCACGUGGACCACAAGAGAGGAAUGUCGCAGCAGAGGGGGUUUAUAACAAUGCUCAUUUUAUGCAUGCGGUUACUAGCCACGUUGGCAAUACCGUACAGAUUCAAACUCAAAAUGGCUCGGUAUAUGAGGGCGUGUUUAGAACAUUUUCGAGUCAAUUUGACGUAGUGUUGGAGUUAGCUCAUCGUGUAGAGAGCUCCGGAAAGAUUUGCGUAGAUAGCGUAGUAGAAAAAUUAAUUUUUAAACCACAAGACGUUGUUACUAUAUCUGCCAAGGACGUUGAUUUAGAUUAUGCUAUAAGAGAUACUUUUCAAACGGACACAGCUAUUAGUAAGUUUAAUGGUUUGAUCGGCGAGAAGGAACUCGAACCCUGGGAUCCGCCGACUGCCAUGAAUGGAGCUGAUUUAGAAUUGGACGGUGCUGCUAACGGUUGGGACGUCAACGAAAUGUUUCGUAAAAAUGAACAAGAAUACGGAGUUCAAACGACAUUUGAACCUUCUUUGGUCGGUUAUACUCUACAACUACAACGUAAAGACACGAAAGAUUACAAGGAACAAGAGCAAAAAGCUGCUGAAAUAGCAAAUGAGAUCGAAUCUCAACCGAAUCAUAAAGCUAGAUUAGAACUAGAAAAUGGCGAUGAGGAGGAAAGAUUUGCAGCUGUGACGAGACCCACCGAAGGAAAAUAUAUUCCACCGCCAUUGAAAAAGAAAAAUGGUAACACUAGCAAAUUGAUGAGAUCCAGCGAACCUCCAUCUUCGCCAGGAACCACAAGUAAUAAGAAUGUCUACAGUCAACCCCCUCCGUCCACGGUUACGGUAAAUGUCCCACAACCGAGCAUGUCGGUUGGAGUACAGCCUACUCAUACCUCGGUACAACAUCCGGUACCCUUAAAUAUGAGUAUGCCGCCCAACGGAGUGGUUGUCACAUAUAAUAAUCCACCACCGCCGUUUGUGCCUCCACCGACGACGCAGUCACAGCAAGUAAUCCAGCAGAAUCAAUCACAAUCUCAAGUUACUCCUUCGAUGCCGCAAGUAAGCUUCCCACCACAACAGACACCUCCGAAUAAAAUAAAUACAGAAAAACGUGAGCGGCCUGGCAGACAGGUUUAUCAAGCUGAUAAAGCGCCACCAGCGCCAUUUCCACAAUCAAACGUUGCAUCGUCUCAACAACAACAACAACAACAAUCUACACAUCAGCAACAUACAUCAUUGACGCAACAAAACUCUGUAGAAGGACAAAUAGUUAUACAUAAAUCGGAUCAUAGAAAGGUUCCAACACCACGUGGAAGAGAAGAACAGCAUUCGGAACUGAGACAAUUCGCUGCAGAAUUUAAAUUAGCGGAAUCGCAGGGAUCUUCAGAUACCCCUCAAAUAUCUAGAAAACAACAGCAUCAGCAUCAACAAGAUGUGCAUUCCGCUACCCCGAUGAAUCAGCCACAUCACCAAGGUCCUCAUCAACAUACCAGUCCACAGCAGCAAUCGCAGCAGCAGCCACCUACACAACAGCAUACCAGUCCUCAUCAGCAACAUCAAACUGUACAAGAGGAACCAGUUACCAGUAAGCCUCCACCUGGUCCAUUAGUAAGAUCUACAAGUCCGCCUCAGCAGCAACAACAACAGCAGCAGCAGCAGCAGCAACAACAACAACAACAACAACAACAACAGCAGCAGCAACAACAACAGCAGCAACAGCAACAACCACCACCACAACAACAGCAACAACAACAACCACCGCCACCACAACCAGCUCAAACUCCUCAGAAUACUUCGACAGUGCAACAAUCUCCAUCGGAGCCCGCGGUUGAUAAGAUAACUACUGCUUUUAAGAAAUCUACUUUAAAUCCAAACGCUAAAGAAUUCAAUCCAAAUGCCAAACCAUUCACGCCGCGCUCACCUAGCACACCGACGCCUAGUCGGCCGCAUACACCGCAAACUCCUCAGUAUACAGGGGCGACUAUGCCCGCAACCGUUGUUAUGCCGGCAUACGUAACGCCGACAGCUUUCAGUCAACCACCUACUCAACAAGUGGCAAGGUUCCGGAAGGUACCUAUGAUGCAGCAUCGUGCGCCAGAUAUAGCGUCUCAGAUGCAAGUGGCCGCAGCAACGGGACAGCCGUUAUUAGCGCCAGCUAUACAUCCAUUCCAGGUGCCUUAUCCAGGACAACCGGCGUAUCAACAAAUGGUACGAAUGGUCCAGGCACCGCCGCCACCUCAUAUGGCCACUCCGUACCAUCAUCACCAUGACUCGCAAGGGCCGCAAGCCCCCGGCAUACAAUAUAUGGGCCCGCACACUCAUCCGCAUCCUCAUGUAGCCCAGCAGCCACCUAGCCAAACGCCGUCUCCAGCUAAUCCGAAUCAACCACAUACACCGGGCGCUUAUAAUCCACCUGGCACUCCACAGCCUACAUAUCCGCAACCUCCUCCGCAAGGUCACGCGCCGAGCUAUCCGAUCAUGUGCCCUAUAAUUCCAUCUCAUAUACCGUCAAUUCCACCACAACACAUGCAAUACCUGCCACCGCAGCCACCUCCGGGUGCGCAGCAGACUAUACCCGUCAUUUUACCGCACAAUCAGUAGCUGCGGCAUAAAGUAAAGGAAGAAAAGGAAAAGCGAUAGUAUUCUGAAAAGGUAGGAUAAGACUUUCAAAAUUGAGUUACUUUCAUGAUGGCGUGUCAAUUGUUGGAACUUUCGAAGAGCCGCUCUUGCUUUAAUUAUGCGUUCUCGAUUUAUCGAUCGCUAAUCGAUAUAAAUUAAGCAUCAAUCAUCAACUUUCUGCGUUGAUGAGCAGUUUUAAAUUAUAACUCUCACAUACAUUUACUGAUUACAAUGGGAGGAAAGAGAGGCCGAUUAUAUUUUCAGCCAGUAAUCAAUGAUAUAAAUAUCCCGUAUGGUACUAUAAAUGAUUCUAAAUGAUUGGAGAGUGCCGACCAUCUUGAAGGUAACUUGUUAUUCAAAUGUAGGUCGAUCGUUGAAUGACCUAUGGCCUGUAUUAUUGAGUCCCGUAAAAAAUCUUCUUGAUUAUUUUAAUCAAGUUUUAAAAUUGUAAAAUGAUAGUUUUCAUCAUUAUGCAAUUUCGCAAAAUUCCCACGAGUUCACUUUUAUCGGAUUAGCAUGUCUACCGGAGAAAGAUUUAAUGAUCUUUUGGAUCGUGCAUUUUAUCGAGUAGUGCUCAAUGUGUGCAGAAAAUAUACCGCUCGCGUUUAAUAGACAUAUUUUAAAUUCAGCAGUUUUAAUUUUAUUAUACAUACAACAUAACUUGCAUUAUAUUGUAAUAUCAAGUAACAAUUCGGUGGAAAAACAAGAUCGAUCACGCGCGAGUGAAUACUUUCUCCCUUUCCCUUUCUCUGGCUUUUUUUCCCCAUUCGUUGUUUUUAAUCAAGAUGAUUAUUGAAAUUACACGAGAGAGAAUAUGGAAGUACAUGUGGCAUAUUUUUCUGCCCGUGACUGCGUGUCGAUUCCAUUCAUUAAGGAAGAAUUUGGAGAAAAAAGAAGAUAGGACGAUCACACGACUCUUUCGAGUUAGAUUUGAAUGAAGCAAGCGAUAACUAACAAAACUGGAGUACGGUUUGCAGGGUAAAACGCUAGCGAGAUAUGCGAUUCUGCGAUUUGUUGAUAAUGAGUUUUGUUACGAGAUGUUGAUACGCGCAGGAUCUUUGAACGCGAAAGAUUACAUCGAGUAUGCGAGAUACAACAUUUGCAUACUGAAUACAAAUCGUGCUAACGUUAACGGUGCGAACAACAGACAUUCGAGAGGUAUAUAAUUUGCACGUUUUCACAAUCGAGUUUAUUAUCCAAGUUUUAACAAUUGAUUUCAAUAGUAAACUCUACAUCUCGUGUUGCUAUUCUGUUCGCCAAUGGUUCGGUACGACUUGUUUUCCUUUCUUCUCAUUUCCUAAUGAUACACGGUAACAGACGCAAAAUCUAAUAACGAGAAGCACGUUGUUGCAGAAGCUUAAAAAAGAAAAAAAAAAGGAAAAAAAAGCUCGAUAUUAUUAGCUUUGUCGCUAUCUUCAGAUUGGCCUCUGUGUGUACGAGAUGUAGGAAAGGAAACGUGGCGAGGCUUCAUCAUUUCUUAUAUUCAACAGUUACUUCAUUACGUGACGGGUAUCAUGAUACAUCCGUUAGUAAUUUUGAUGAGAAAGAAAAGAUAACGCCAUACUUGGCAGAGACUUGUAAUUAGUGAAGUAAUGCGAGUUCUUGAAUGACGAAUCCUUUGCCUAAUUAUGUACCUCUGUCGACAAGUGAAAACGUGCGAAUGCUUGAUACCAUGGACUUGGAAAUCUAUCUGAACGUAGCGUAUACUGCCAAUUAAGACAAGGGAUGAAAUCAGAGGCGUCGAAGAAAAAGAACAUCAGCAUCUCUCGUAUCUCAUUAAUACCAUUUGUUUGUUCUGCUCGAAGAUGUGACCCAGAAAGAAUAAAGAGGUAGCGCCGUACUCGCUCGAUUAGAUUCGAAAGGAUAACUUAAUAUUUGUCGCGUUACAACGUGUAGAGUAAGAAUUGUAACAAGUAUGCGUGUACGAUGUGUGAAAACAUUUUCAUUUUCGCGUGCCGUUGUACAGAUGUUAUCGAAAUAAGGAAAAAGACAGGAUAAAAAAUAGGAAAAGACUAGAAAAAAAAGAUCGUUUUAUUCCGAGUUAGAGAUAUAUGUGAUGUCAAACGAUCUAUAAGAACAGGAAUUUGAUCCUGGCACAGGAUACUGAUGUCGAGUUGAAUAGGAGAAAGGUGCAAAAUAUUUGAUUUUUUUCUUUCCUAAUCUCAAUCGCUAAUCUCCGAUUCCCCUUGUAAAAGGCUGCGUUCAGAUGAAUUUUUCGUCCACGCUCGAUACCGAUUGGGAAAAGAAAGUUAAACAACUACGGCCUUAGACCUAAUCGUGUAUAUAAAU